This is a messenger RNA of Nicrophorus vespilloides, 902 nucleotides long. RefSeq lists its product as uncharacterized. The transcript has 2 exons. The coding region runs from base 3 to 842 and encodes 279 amino acids. NCBI's taxonomy places the organism in Eukaryota, Metazoa, Arthropoda, Insecta, Coleoptera, Silphidae. The record is from RefSeq and is a predicted model, not a curated record.
UUAUGAAAACUGGCGCGGUGGAAGACAAUAAACCUACUUGCAAAUCGACGGUCAAGGUCAGUUCGGCUAGACCUUUUAAGUCAAUUCGGGAAUGCGGACCGCCCAGACCCGUCGAGAUUCCCACAGAAGAACCUAUCAGAAAAGCCAAAGGUUGUCAGCGCUCGAAUCAGUGUCAAGAUUCCGGGGAGGAAAGUCUGUGCGGAUCUCCAAGUAACCUUCCGUUCCCUAGAUUGGAUGGAAAACUGCCACAACCAUCUGAUAAAUGCAAUAAGGGUUUUCUGGAUGAAUGCAAGUGCUUCUGCGAAACGGUCAUGAACGUCUUCGCUCCGCCGGUUAAUCCGAAGCAUUCACCGACGGAAUACUAUACGACAGGAAAAGUGGUACAAGAGAAGAAGGCUGAGGUUCAGACGGGCAAGGUUGUAUCGUGUAAGCAAUCCGUCUGCAGGCCAAACGUCGAGAAUAAAAUACACUACUUGGAGCCGGCGCCGGUGCAAAUUGCUAAACCGCUGAAGCCGGAACGGUACAUAGGUCGACCGUGUAAGAAAGAUACGCAGAUUCUACGUGGUCGCAUCACCAAAGAACCUGUGAGAAGAAAUUACUUGGAGAAUUUAAAGACGCAAAAGAAGCCUUUAGGCAGGACAUUCCCCAACGACUAUGAGAAGGCCUUCGAAACGAAGUAUCAAUGCAAGCGGGUACCUGCAUUCGGCGAUAAGUGCGGCACCAAGCACAAGAAGAAGAAGGGGUCUGGAUACCUGAGGCCUCUGGAGAAGAAACCCGCGGAUACGAGAAAUGCGGUUUGCGGUUGUGCAAGGCCGAUCGCUUGCAAGAAGAAACGCAAUUAGGAACAUUUUCGAUAGGUAUUAGACUCGUGUGUUCAUUUCAAUAAAUAUUUAUAUCUAUUA